Moesziomyces aphidis is the source of this 2850-nucleotide messenger RNA. NCBI's taxonomy places the organism in Eukaryota, Fungi, Basidiomycota, Ustilaginomycetes, Ustilaginales, Ustilaginaceae. The record is from the annotation of a GenBank genome assembly.
AUGACCGCAGCCAACUCUGGCUUUGCCGCCCAACAACAGCAGCAGCACCACCACCAACAACAACAACAACAACAGCAACAACAGGACGCCUUCGACCCCAUGCCCAACGUCGCCAUUCACCACCACCACCACCACAACCACCCCGCUUCCACCUUCCCACAGAUGCAUCACCACCAGCAAUCCAACAGCUUUUACGCCUCUUCGCACGCCUCCGCAUCCUCCUCCUCGCUCGUCGACCAGCUCAGCGACCACGAAUCCUCCUACUCCAACUCGUUCGAGCCGCACGCAGAUGGCAGCUUCCCCGCACAAUCCUCCGGCCGAUCCGGUCCAGGCCCUUCCUCCUCCUCCCAGGGAUUCCCCUGCCCCAACUGCGGCAAGGCUUUCGCUCGCGACGAUCUCCUCCGUCGUCACCUCGCAAGAGAGGCGAGGGCACUGGCUCAGCCCUCCUUCGAUCGUCAGAAGAGCUGCUACGAAUGCGCAAGAUCAAAGGCUCGCUGCGACCUCGAAGUUCCCACCUGCGGCAGAUGUCGCGCUCGCGGCAAGCAGUGCCAGUACGCUCCGCGCUCCGGCAAUCCCAACGUCAGGAAGGCUCGCAACGUCGGCGUCAUCCACAACACCACCCUUGACCCGCACGUCCACUCCAUGACCCCGCAAUUGCACCCCGCCGUGCCUCCUGCCAUGCCGCAUCCCAUGCACAACGCCACUUGGCCCAUGCAGACGCCCGACUUCAACAUGGCCUCCGCCGCCUUCAUGACGCCCAAUCCCAACUACGCCAACCGCGACGCAGAGGUCGACUACGACAGCCAGAGCGAGAGCGAGCACCACUCCUGGCACGAUCCCGCCUCCUCCGCCUCCGGUUCCGCCCUCGGCUCCCCGCGCUCCCAGCACAGCAUCGCCACCCAGCCCGACUCGGCACCACCCAACCUCGCCAACUUUAGCAUCUCGGCUGCCCCGGCCCCAGCCGCCGCCUCCUACGCCAAUGUCGCACCACCCAUCCGCACCGAAUCCCCGCACUCCUUCCACGACCUUCACCUCGACUCGGACGCGGCUCCCGCGCCUCCCAGAAUGCCCGCAAGAAAGUCGAGCGGAUUCUCUCGCACCAACACCGGCCCCAUCGUCACCAACAUCGACCGCGCAAACGUCGCCUUUGCAAACGACGAGGGCGAGGAGACGCCCAUCGUCCGCCUCAACAACCACCUCGCCACCGACGCAUCCAAGUUGCACACAAACGCCAACAACAACUUCCUCGCAGCUCCUCACUCGCGUCACAGGACAACCAGCAUGCCCGAAGCCGUCGAGGAAGACAUGCACGAGCCCUGGCAUCAGCGCUCCCAUGCGCCCCAAAAUGCCUUCGAUACCCCAGCCUCCUCGCGCCAGCAGCUACACCCAGCCUCGGCAAACAACGCCAUGAUGCCUCCGCCCAGGCCACCCACCCUCAUCACCUCGAAUCUCAACAAUCGUAGUGCCUGGCCCAACCCUUCCCCCAUCCGCUCCGCUGUCUUUCAGCACGGCAUCGACCUCUCCGGCUGGCUCGCAGAACCCGUCGUCCCCUCGCCCCUCUACCGCAUGGGGCCCAGCCUCCACUCGGCCAUCAGCGGCAACUUUGCCGCCAUCUCCCACUCGCCCGUCGUCGACACGCCCAUCUCGGCCAAGUUCGCCGCCUCCCUCGCACACACCAUGGGCCUCUCCACCAACCCUGGCUUUUUGCCAAUGUUCCAGGAUCCCAACGCCGCGCCUUCCGCCACCGCAACAGCCGCCACAGCCGCCACAGCUGCAGCCGCCGGCGCCAACAGCCAUCCACUCAGUCGCUCCCUCUCGGACUCCAACACGCCGCCUCAAUCGCGCUACGACUGCGAUGGUCAGCUCGUGCUGCCAGCACCGCAGCUUCCCAGCGCAAAGCAGUGGUGGAUCCAGCCCGACCAGAGCGGCGAGGUGGCCGCUUCCAUCGCACAGGCCAGCGCCGCCCACUUUGUCUCGUAUCCGGCGCUCAUCGUGCUCACCGACCCCACCGCGCCCAUCCCGCCCUUUAUCCACCGCAAGUGGCUCCAGGAGAACCGCGCCAGUGUGCCCGAGUCGCUCGCAAACGCACGCUCCAUCCUCGCAGGCUACUACGUCAGGCUGCCCGCAAGCCAGUCGCUCAUCUGGAGGUUGAUUUCCGAACAGAUCCGCCUCAUCGUGGCCGACAAGCCUCAGCUCACCGCCGCCAACGCCGACCCCGUGCCCGUGUUUGGCGCCGUUGCAGCGCUCUGGAUGUACCUCGUGCUCAUCGUCUUUACCGACGAGCCGGCCAUCACGGAUCACGUCAGCGCCGAGCUGCUCGACGAGGCCUUGCUCGUACUUUCCGACGUUUCGCAGGCGCUGCUCGCGCACGCCGUGCGCGCAUGCGAGGCGGCGAGCCAGCAGACCACGCCCAGCCUCGCAACGUUUGGCUGGAUCGAGACCAUGGUGCGUACACUGUUUGCGUCUUAUUCGCUGCUGGUGCUCCAACGCUUCCGCGAGAAUGCGGGGAAUGCACGCGAGCGUCUCGCCGGCUGCUCUCUCAUCCUGGAUCUGCCAUUGCCUGCUGCUGCGGGCGAGUUUGAGGCGGACAAGGAAGCCGACUGGAUGCAGGCGCACACCGCCAACCAAAACGCACUUUCGGAAGCAGGCGCACCCUUUGUCAGGCCCACUCUGAGACAGCUCGUGCAGCUGCGAAACGAGGCUGUGGGUGCGGCGGCCGACGGACAGAGCGACAGUGUCAAGGACGAGCUGUGCGACCUCCCCUGGGCCUGCACGCUGUUCGACCACCACGACGAAUUCACCAAUGUCGUCCUGUCGGUGGCAUUCGCCCUCGACGAUACCCGAUUGUAG